Molecule: messenger RNA, 1509 nt
Organism: Leptomonas pyrrhocoris
Lineage: Eukaryota; Euglenozoa; Kinetoplastea; Trypanosomatida; Trypanosomatidae
Product: putative mitochondrial serine/threonine protein phosphatase catalytic subunit
Exons: 1
Coding region: 604-1509 (301 amino acids)
Cellular component (GO): nucleus; cytoplasm
Molecular function (GO): protein serine/threonine phosphatase activity
Source: RefSeq, a predicted model, not a curated record
AGUAAGAGCUUUGUUCUUUUCUUUUCUCCAUCACUUCCUCUCAGCACACUUAGAGCUCUCUUUUCGUGCAUGCGCUGAUCAAACUCGUGCCUGCGCCUCUUUUUUUUCCUCCCUUCUUUUAUAGCAGGACAAGUAAAUUCAAAAAAACAAACAAAAAAACACGUUUCCCUGUUCACUACCCAAUCGCAGGCUUGUCCUUUGCUGCUUUCAACUAGUUCUACGAGUUUUCUUCGCUUAUCAUUAUCUUGUUCUUGUUCUUGUUCUUGUGGUUGUUGUUUCCUCGCUGCCUGCUACGUGUCACAUUAUACUUUUGUCUCCGCAUUCUUCUUCCUUCUUCUCACUUCCGCGCUUUUCACCCCGCGCUAAGGCACAACGGCGUUUAACAUCGUCUCGCAUUUUGAAGUACUAGUUCCGCCCACGUAUAAAAUAAGAUAAAAGAAGAACGGAGUUGGUUAAGCAAGCAACAGCGGCAAAAGUGAUUCAAGUGCUACUUCUUUUUUUGUUGUUGCCGUUGUAACUUGCAAUACUACAGACGAACAGUGUUUGUUUUUUGAACUUUUGACUUCCUAUUAGACUCCGUGCUUCGGCAACAACAGCGUCAGAAUGAGCGUGGACUCGAUCAUUGAGCAGCUGCUCGAGGUCCGCGGCGCGAAGCCCGGAAAGCAGGUACAGUUAGCGGAGAACGACGUCAAGCAGCUGGCGAUGCGCACGCGCGAGAUUCUCCUCUCCCAGCCGCCCCUGCUAGAACUGGAGGCGCCCAUCAAGAUCUGCGGCGAUAUCCACGGGCAGUACUACGACCUCAUCCGCCUCUUCGAGAACGGCGGCUUCCCACCCACGGCGAACUACCUCUUCCUCGGCGACUACGUGGAUCGCGGAAAACAGGGGCUGGAGACGAUCUGCCUCGUUUUUGCCUUCAAGGUGAAGUUUCCGGAGAACUUCUUCAUUCUGCGCGGCAACCACGAAUGCGCCAGCAUCAACCGCAUCUACGGCUUCUUUGACGAGUGCAAGCGUCGCUACAACAUCCGCCUGUGGAAGGCGUUCACCGACACCUUUAACUGCCUACCGGUGGCCUGCAUUGUGGAUGAUAAGAUCUUCUGCUGCCACGGCGGCCUUUCCCCCGAGUUGCAGACGAUGGACCAAAUCAAGAAGAUUACGCGCCCAUGCGAUGUAGCAGACACAGGUCUGAUCUGCGACCUGCUCUGGUCUGAUCCGGAGGAGGGCCUCUCCGGCUGGGGUGAGAACGACCGCGGCGUCUCCUUCACCUUUGGACAGGAUAUUGUAGAGAAAUUCCUUAACAAGCACCAGUUUGAGCUCAUCUGCCGCGCGCACCAGGUCGUGGAGGACGGCUACCAGUUCUUCGCGAAGCGCAAGCUCAUUACCAUCUUCUCAGCCCCGAAUUACUGCAACGAGUUUGACAACAGCGGUGCCGUGAUGACGGUGGAUAGCGAGCUCAUGUGCUCUUUCCAAAUCCUCAAACCCUCCGUGAAGAAGCCGAAGUUCUACUCGUAG